AUGGACUUAGAUUUCGUGUGGUUACUAAUAUCAAUUUUAUAUAUGUUCGAAUCAGAACAGAAUUUGAAAAGCAUUGGAGUGAAAAUUGAGAACCUGAGUAAGCGGUGCUACACAACCUUGAAGGUCAAACCUAGCUAUUACAUGGAAGAAUCGAAGAUAGCUAUAAAGGAUGCUACACAGAGAAAUAUGGUGGGCACAGGUACUGAGGAUGGUACAGAGAGCCCUCCGAUCAGGGCAACCAUUAAGGAUGUUAUAAAGAGAAAUAACACUUAUAUUGAUGGUAUAUGGCCUGCAACAAUCUAUGGGAACAGUAGCCACCGUGAUGGCACUAUAUACAAGAAAAGGUUUUACUGGAAAAAUGAAUAUAGUAUUGAUGUCACUGACCGUGAUGAGAUUCAGCUACAACAUGCUGAAGUUGGCAAAAAGGAGAAGGGAAAGGAGAAUGGCCAAAUAAAAGGGAAUGUGUGGAGGAUGAAUCAAAUCAAAAUUCAAAAUUCAUGA
Messenger RNA from Miscanthus lutarioriparius, 501 nucleotides. NCBI's taxonomy places the organism in Eukaryota, Viridiplantae, Streptophyta, Magnoliopsida, Poales, Poaceae. The record is from the annotation of a GenBank genome assembly.